Molecule: messenger RNA, 3402 nt
Organism: Hydractinia symbiolongicarpus
Lineage: Eukaryota; Metazoa; Cnidaria; Hydrozoa; Anthoathecata; Hydractiniidae
Product: stimulated by retinoic acid gene 6 protein-like
Exons: 2
Coding region: 178-1512 (444 amino acids)
Molecular function (GO): retinol transmembrane transporter activity; signaling receptor activity
Source: RefSeq, a predicted model, not a curated record
GUGCCAGGAGCUUAAACAUUAUUAUUCCACGAAAGUACAAACACAUUUUUAAAAUCUCUGUGGUGAAGCAGAAAAAUUAACAAACAGUUAUAGACAAAUGCCAUAUAAAAAUCUAAAUUACGAACAGCGACUCCCUUUCAAGCACGUUUUGUUGGCUUUGAGUUCUCUUUUACGAAAAUGUCAUUGUGCCGAUCUGAGUUCAAUUACAAGUUGUAUUAUCAUUUGACCAAUGUUCCAGCUGUUGUAGUAAUAUGUAUACUUCAGUUAUAUACAUAUCGACAAACGAAAAAGUUAAAACCGCUGCUACCAUUUUCUUUUUUCACAAAUAAUGAUCACAAAAGGACUUCCACUGUUCUGGCAUUUGGAGCCAUUGCAAACACAUUUAUUGAAAUUUUGAUAUCUAAGAAAAGCUUAAUGUUUGGGACACAGAGUUGGGUUUUUAUACCGUUAACAAAUCUUGUGUCAGUAGCAGAAAUUGGCUUUCUUUAUUUCCCCAUAUUCACCUGCAUCCAUUCUCCGUAUGUUACUUUAGCAUCCGUUCUUGGUGCCAUUUAUACAAUGUUUAUUACAAUUGGGAUUUUUGUCCGCUUGUUUCAUGUCAAAUGUGAAGGUGAAUCCCAGCUGGGUGUUCAAGUAUUGUCAGGAUUUGCGAUUUUACCAGACAUUGUAUGUUCUUUUGGGAUUAUGUUCAAGUUUAUUCAUCAAAUCUUUAAAAGCAUAAAAACAGGUGUUCAUGAAGAACGUAAAGAUAAAAUACUGAAAAAAUAUCAGCAACAGUAUGUUAAAAAACUGUUUAAUCUAUCUCCCUUUGAAGGCUCUUUAAAUUUAUUUACCAAAUAUAUUUAUAAAAAAGAUCCUUAUUUUAAAUUUUCAACGAUCGUUUUAUCAUCUGUGAUAAUUAUCAUCACUUCAUUUUAUCAGAUUGCAAUCACUGGUCUGUUUUACUUGCAUUAUAUGAUAAAAUACUCAGAAAGGUAUUUGGUGAUUCAGAGAGCAAUGUUUCGUGCCAUAAUAACAUCGGCUGCCUUUGUGUUACUGAUUGGUAUGUUACAGUUAUUUUUCUUCAUGAAGACUCAUCGAAAAGAUAUGAGAAAUGUGUACAAAAAAGGUCCCAAAGAAAUAACAAUAUCAAAUACUUCGACCAUUAAGCGAAAUCUAUUUUUUCCUGGUUACUUCAUUGCCCAUAUGGUGUUUGGAAUAGUGGUGUGUCUGAUGUUUAUCUUUUUCUUCGCAAUACUUUUCAUUUUACUGAUGGAGGUAUGUCCUGAUUGCUAUGAAAAAGUUAUUGUUCCAGCAUUAAAAAAGGUUUAUGGUCUUUUUAUUAUACCGAUUGUGAUUUACAUCGUACAACGCAGUCUAGUUUUCUUUGUGUUCAGUCCGAGAAUCAAAGACGGUCAAGAAUUUAUCAGGAAGAUGGGAUUGUAUCACAUUGUUCUUUAUUUUUUAAUGUUCUAUAAUUUACUGCUUGGUGUGUUCUCGUGUUUGUACACCGUCUUCUUACCACCAUUGUAAGUCUUGUUUGCUUGGGAAGAAUUGAUCGUAUUGUAAUGAAUCCGAAAUAUUUCAAACGCUUCCAUCGUGGUCAUCUGGCAUAUCUUAGCUUCUUGAAAAUGGAAGGAGUUCAUAAGAAUCCGAUUAUGAGAUGUUUCUGCCACAUCCUUUUUGCGCUGGUAUCCAAUCAACGAUACUUUAAUCCACGCGACACCAAGAUUUUCAGGAUUUCUCCUACUUCAUACAGAGUAUCACCAAGAGCACUCAACCGAUGGCAUCUUGCCGUUAUGUUAAUUCGAAAUCCAGUUUUGAUGCAACAUCGAAUAAAGGCAAAGCAAAGCACCUAUGGAGCCCUUUAAUACGUAAAAUCACAAUAUCUCAUGAAGGCUUCGCAAAAGACUCUCUACUUCUCAGUCUAAACGUUUCGUUGUGUCGCCGAAAGGGAGAGGUGGGGAGAGGACGAUAGUUUAACAGCUUAACAACACAGACAAAUGUACAUUAUUCUAACAUUUUUAUUAUUCUAACAUUUUUAUAUAAUAACAUGGCGACGACAACUUGGAAAAGUGGAAAACAUAAUAAACACCCUCUUGAAUAUGAGCUAUCUUUUUUAUUAUAUUAUUACCCCUUUUUUUAUUUUUUUAUUGGUUUCUGAUAUCUAGGUUUUUGUUCAACACAGAUCCACGGACAUAAUAUACAUUGUAUAUAUAUAUCGAACAUUGAUUGGACGUUUUUAUUAGCUUUUUCUCAUCUAUCAUUAAGUCGAUUGAUGUGGGUUAUAGGAGGGCGGAGGGGUGCGAGUGUAGCACUAAAUGCCCUACCCACAUAACUUCUUUCAUGUUGGGUUUUAAGUGAUAAUAUUUUGCUACGAAUGAUGUCCGUUACAUAACAAUUUAAAAUCAUGCCUUAGCGAUGACUGUCAACAAUAGUUUUUGAGUUUUCAAAGAUGCACUGUUUGGCAUAUAUUACUUAUUUCGCCGAAAAAUAAUCAAAUUUUUUCUUGCUUUGACAAUUUUAGUGAGAUUUUAACUUUUUAGACGCUCUUUACUUACUGAUUAAGGCGUUGAUUACACAGAAAGUCAGACAUUAGCGAGACAUACGUGUAUUUUGUGCUUGGAAAUAUUAUCUUUUGACUAUUUUGGAUCAAGAAACAUAACCACACAUGGCACCAACCACACAAAAACAUCAUGAAACGGGGAAAAAAACGAAAUUUUGUAAGGCGUACGAAAAUUCCUAAUAUAUAAAAAAAUCACAAAUUUUGAGAUGGUGGGUGUACCCACCUGCUUAAAAUUUUCUCAAAAUGUGAUCUUUUUAUUUAAAAACGGAAGAAAUUCAGCUACACAAAGGCUCAGGCUUAGUGGGUUAAUAUGCCAGCUACGGCUUUUUUGCUCCCCCAGCCCCUCACACCUAAUUUCACUCCCUUCGGCAUGUAUAGCGUUAAAUGGCUAUUGCUAUUUUCUUUGUUAUGGUUAUUUCCAAAACACGCGUAAAUAUCUUCGCUAUAAUUUUUUUACAAGAGUUUGGGCACCUUUUUGACAUAGCAAGUCCUACCACCGUUUUUAUAGGUCAAACUGUACAGGCGUGCAAGUUAAACUGGAUAGAUGAAAACAUAAUUACAUCACCACGUACCUUAACGUACCACCACGUAAACCCUUAAAAUAGCACCUAGUCUCUUUAUUAAUAAUACCCGUAUUCUGUCUGUUUGUCGGCAAUAUGGUAGACGAGAGUUGCAAAGACUUCCUUGAUCUUGCGCGAAGUCAUUGAAAAGCGGGGGGUUCUUUUAAUUUCAUUUUAUUAUAUCUAUUUCUUUUAUUGUGUUUUAUUUAAUACCUAAUAAAAUAAUUAUGAUUAAGAUGUGUAAAAAGUUUUUACCUAUAAAAAAAACACAAAGAUUAUUAAAUUCGACUACACUAA